UCUGUUUCUCCAUAUCGAGGCAUCCAGAUUUCAUCCCUCCAUCUGAGUUCCCAUCCUUUAUGGGCUGAAGGCUUUAAAGGUAUGCGAUGCUUGACCUCCAACUGUGCAGAGGUGUAAGGCUUGGACUCAGCUCUGGCACUGUGCAUUGUUGCUGUUAUCUCACCACCCUCCUCUAGCCUUCCCAGCCUAUCUUUGGAUGCUUGCCCGGCUUGUGUCUGAGGCUGUGACACAUGUUCCCUUCUCCUCACAGUGGAGAGAUUAUAACCAGCCAGGGCAGCCUCAGCUUUUUUAGGAGCAACCAGCAGACUGAGCAAAGAGAAAAAUCCGAGAGAGAAAACCUAUUUUACAAUUGUUUACACAUCCUGGAAAUACAGCUUGGGUCUCAGCAAAAGUUCCAAGUCUGAACCAGGAACAAUGACACCUGGACAGAUGAAUGCCAUAGUACACGAGAAGCAAACAGCAACAGGAGAAUGGUCUGCCGCUAUGUUUCCACAUGAGCCUUCCACUCCAGCACUGGCCCAGAAGUGCCUCCCAGAUCAAGGUGCUGCUGAUGAGCAAGAUGUCAAUUCUGCUGAGAAUCUGGAUGACACUGAAGACAAUGAAGAAUUCCUAGAGAAACUCAUAUCCAUUACCUCCAAGAGUUUACCAAAAUUGGAGGUAGAGGAGAGAUACAACAUAACCAGAGAGCUAGGCAGUGGCUCCUAUGGACAUGUUCUACAGGUUCAGCAUCGUGAGAGAGGAACCUCAAUGGCUUUGAAACUGAUGUCCAAGGAACACACAGGGAGGCGCGAAUUCCUGUGGGAAUAUUGUAUUGCUCUCUGCCUCUCCUCACACCCUACACUUCUUCGAACCACUGGCAGUGCUUUUGAAUCAUCUACUCAUUAUGGAUUUGCACAGGAGUUGGCACCAGCUGGAGAUCUUUGCAGCAUCCUGAACUCAGGGGAGGGGCUUCCUGAGGUGCAAGUGAAACGGUGUGCAGCCCAAUUGGCUGAUGCCUUGGAUUUCAUGCAUGGCAAGGCCCUGGUGCACCGGGACAUAAAACUAGACAAUGUGUUGCUUUUUGACCAAGAAUGCCAGCAGGUGAAAUUAAGUGACUUUGGCCUGACACGACUGGAAGGCACCUGCAUAUCUGCUAUGUCUGCUGUCUUGCCAUAUUCCCCACCAGAACUGUGCCUGCUAGAGAGGACAGAGUCUCUAGCUCUGGACUCAAGCCUUGAUAUUUGGGCCUUUGGAGUGCUGCUCUUCUGUAUUUGUACUGGUUGCGUCCCUUGGGAUAUGGCAAUGAGCCCUGAUCCUAAGUUCGAAGAAUUUUGCAUCUGGCAAAAUCGCACAAUCCCAGGUGAGGCUCCAGGCCUGUGGAAAGUUUUCACAGCUCCUGCUUUGCGUAUGUUCCGUCGCAUCAUGGCUCUUGAUCCUAACCGUCGUAGCCCUGCUAUUGAAGUGAACAAAUACUUGCAUUUGCCUUGGCGAGUGGGUAUUUCUGAAAAGACCCAGGAUGAUUUGUUGAAGACAAUUAGUUCUGAGGCCUGCCUUAAGGGACCUAGUGAGGACAAUACUGAACUGGGCAGAAACCCCAAGGAGAAUUGCCUCCAGCAAAUGCAACCUGAAGUCAUUCCCCCAGAGAAAACUCAUACCAUACAGAUGUGUCCCAAUCAUGGAAGCAAUCCCAGUCCACAUGAAGGUUCAAGGCUAAAUGGACCUGGACUUGAGCCCUGAAGAAAGUGUCACCUCUGAAAAUGAUGGUUCCUUUCAUCAGGACAAGAAAGACUCCAGCUAUCCUACCUUCUUCCUAUUAAGGAAGAGUAGAACUAGUCACUCCAUAGGAAGAUUUUCAGAAUAGAAUUGCUCAGCUGUAUAUUAUUAAUGUAGCAUCAUGAUAUCUAGAAACAGUUCUAGAGAAUGUUUUUUUUGGAAAUAGCCAUAAUUUUUUUCCUUAUUUUUUAAUGGUGCAUUCAGAUAAUGCAACAAAAAUAAAUCAUUACAAUUCAAUAUUUCUAAUUUUAUCCUCCCAUGGAUUUUUUAUAUCAGAUUUGAAGGAAGAUCUAGUGGUCUAUUUAGUUCUGACUUCUCAGGAUGCUAUUAUUUUAAUAUCUUCCACUUUGCAGGUCCUAUGCAUUUUUCUUGAAUUAUGGAUUUUAAUUAUUGCAUAUAAAAUUGUACAAGAUUGCAUUAAUUAUGCAAUUCUAUGCAAUUUACUUGUAUUAAUUCAUAGAUGGGAAUUAAUGAUCAAUGGCCUGUAAAAAAUUUUAAUAGCUUCCUGAACUUUCUGAAAUUGGAAACUUUUGAUUAAGAGUUUCCUUGAAUUAUAUUUACUUUUUUCUUUUCUUUUUUUAAGAAGAAUUAGGCUCUUUAAAAAAAAAUCUGAUAAUUCAAAGGAACAUAUCCACAAUUCAAGUUUCUGUCACAGAAACAGAAACUAUAAAUGCAGCAGUUCAAGGAAGGUAAUAGUAUAAUAAUAGUUUUUCAUCACAAAUGAAAUGUUAGUGAAACUAACAGCCUACAGUAAGAGUAAACCUGUAAGAACAAACUUUUAAUUGAGGUUUUAAAUAAAUUUUGCUCAAUUAGAUUUAUUAGUAAAUAUAAGUGGAUCUUUCCCAGAGGGAAAAUAUAAUUUUAGAUAAUAUAGUGACACUUUAUUUGCAUGGAAUUUUUUACAUUACCUCUGCAUGAAACUCAAUAUCACAGUAAAGUAAUACUUUUGCAGUGCCAAUGUGUUCUAAUAUGAAAGCAACCAAAGUCUCAUGUUUUACAUCUGCAGCAACAGUCUAAUCAUUGAACCAAAAAAGAGUAGAUAAUCUUUGGAAGUGUGAUAUUCUGAAGUAAUGAGUUACAUAAGAUAUAGUAUGUAUGUUUAUUUGAUUGCAUCAUUGAAUUUCUAUAAUAAAUUAUUUAUGACAAAAGCUGGCUCCAUGGAAGAGCUAAAUGUCAUAAAGUUCUGAAUUAACUGAGAAAUUCUUACAAAGGGAACAUAAUCCCUAUCCUAGAUGGCAGACUUUUUGAGUGAGAUGGUGACAGUUGUGGAAACAGUUAUUCAAUUACCUUACUAGAAUCUCUUUCCUUUUGAUGUAAUUAAAAAAAAAAAAAGAUUGGACCUGCAGACAACUAAUGAAAAAAGAAAUAGUUUUCCCCCUACUCUGUUGUAUAAAUCCAAAAGAUUAUACAUUAAACUUAAGUUUUGCUUAAGGCAGAAAUAUACUACCAGUAAAUUUCUCUGUGUCACACAGAAAUAUAACACAAUAUCAUAGCGACGCCUCCUUUCAUAUGCAGGGUUUCAUACAGUUAUAGCUGCUUAGAGAUCUUUUUGAAAUAAAUGAGAUCUCAGUUAGCAAAAAGAUUAAUUUUGCCUCCCCUUAUAUUAGAACUCUAUUUGUAUCUGUUUGAAUUUCCUUAGUCAGUCUGAUGUAGAAUUUUUUGUAUAGACUUUCCUGACUGGCACUUUGGUUCCUAUCCCAUUCUCAGUUAUUUUUCAUAUUUAUUAUUUUGCAAUUCCUAACAAAAAAUUAUUUGAAUGAUUUUAGCUUGCUGUACUAUUGGUGAAAUACAGUCAGAAAUUUGCAAUAAAACAUAUAAGAUGCAAUCCAACAAUCAAAAAUUAAAAGUAAUAUUAAAAAGUACAUUCUCAAAAUA
This is a messenger RNA of Crotalus tigris (Tiger rattlesnake), 3627 nucleotides long. RefSeq names its product SH3 domain binding kinase family member 3 (gene SBK3). The transcript is spliced from 4 exons. The record is from RefSeq and is a predicted model, not a curated record. Lineage: Eukaryota; Metazoa; Chordata; Lepidosauria; Squamata; Viperidae. Gene Ontology annotation, molecular function: protein serine/threonine kinase activity; ATP binding. Gene Ontology annotation, biological process: peptidyl-serine phosphorylation; peptidyl-threonine phosphorylation. The coding region runs from base 415 to 1716 and encodes 433 amino acids.